AUGGUUCCGGACUAUGAAUUUAAUUGUAAGCCUACUGUCAACUAUCUGGACGGCAUCGGCGAGAAGGCGGCGGAGUUCAAGACGAAGGGCGUGAACACCAUCGCCUGCGUCUCCGUGAACGACGCCUUCGUGAUGAAGGCAGAUCUGGGGAUCGGGGAGGAGGUGCUGCUGCUCAGCGACGGCAACGGCGAUUUCACGAGGGCGAUUGGCUGUGAGCUCGAUUUGAGCGACAAGCCGAUUGGGCUCGGCGUGAGGUCGCGCCGCUACGCUAUGUUUGUGGAGGAUGGCGUUGUGAAGGUCCUCAAUUUGGAGGAUGGCGGCGUGUUUAUUGUGAGCAGCGUUGAGGAUUUGCUCAAGGCGCUUAGAGAAUUCAGCUUACGUUUUUCUGAGUUAUAAAUUUUAAUAAAUUUCACGUUCAGUUAUGGAUUGCUUUUGGAGAUGGUGCAGUGAGCAAUGUCAGUUUUAGGGUUCUUGAAUUUGAUGUAUUUCAUUUCACCAAUUGGAUGAUGAAAUGGGGUGCAAAUUGCAAUGCAAUCUUGUGUUGAUCAUUGCUAUGAACAUUGGAUGAAAUUGGCCAAAGUCUUUGGUAGCACGCGCACGAGAAGGAGAAGAAAGGCGAACGAGGAGGGAAAGAAAGGAUCAAUGGAGACAGAUGGUGUCAACUACAAUUCAAGAAAUCAUUAAAUUACCAUUCAUGUCAA
This is a messenger RNA of Salvia splendens (bonfire salvia), 701 nucleotides long. RefSeq names its product peroxiredoxin-2E-1, chloroplastic-like. The record is from RefSeq and is a predicted model, not a curated record. The transcript is spliced from 2 exons. The coding region runs from base 1 to 396 and encodes 131 amino acids. Gene Ontology annotation, biological process: hydrogen peroxide catabolic process; cell redox homeostasis; cellular response to oxidative stress. Gene Ontology annotation, cellular component: cytoplasm. Gene Ontology annotation, molecular function: thioredoxin peroxidase activity. NCBI's taxonomy places the organism in Eukaryota, Viridiplantae, Streptophyta, Magnoliopsida, Lamiales, Lamiaceae.